CAGUAUAAUUGCAAUUUCUUACACACGCUCACUCAAUGUGGCCAAUAGCGGCCACAUGGAUAGGAAGAGACGCCUAUAGGUGUAGAAUAAGGACAGCAGCAAUAUUUCAGUCUUGUUUUUCCCCUGUGGGGUGGAAAUCCUCAACACUUUCGGAACCAAAACAAGUGUCUCGUCCAGUCGUGCAUACGAAAAUUGGUGCAGUAUAUUGCCGUGUUGCGUUCCGCUCCACCCUCAGUACAGCCAAGUGCAGGCGAGGCGAAGCGAUGGUUUGUAGUGAGCUUCCAGUCUUUGCUGCCUUCUGCCUUGUCGUUUUGCGGACCCAGUUUUCCCAGGCUUCGGGGCAGUUCGAGUUGCAGAUAAACUUUAUGCAGAAUGCUAACGGCGAGUUGCAGAAUGGGAAUUGCUGUGAAGGCAGUAGCAGAAACCAGGACCGCCAGUGCGUGCGGGCUCAGUGCAACACUUUCUUCAAAGUCUGCCUCAAGGAGUAUCAGUCCCGUGUCUCCCCCGGCGGACCCUGCAGCUUCGGAUUCUCCUCGACCCCGGUCAUCGGAGGGAAUACCUUUAACUUGAGGGCGGGAGGCAGCAACAGCGAACGCAGGAUUGUACUGCCCUUCAGUUUCGCUUGGCCGCGGUCAUACACUUUGAUUGUGGAAGCCUGUGACUACAAUAACGAUACCAGUCCAGGAGAUACCAUAGAGAAGGCUGUUUACUCCGGAAUGAUUAACCCUAGCCACCAGUGGCAAACCCUACGACACAAUGGUGCAGUCGCCCACUUUGAAUACCAGAUCAGGGUGAUGUGUGACGAGCACUACUACGGCUUUGGAUGUAACAAGUUUUGCAGGCCCAGGGACGAUUUCUUCGGACACUACACCUGCGAUCACAAUGGGAACAAGACCUGUCUGGAGGGCUGGAUGGGGCAUGACUGUAAUAAAGCAAUCUGUCGCCAGGGCUGCAGCCCUGAGCAUGGAUCCUGCAAGGUACCUGGGGACUGCAGGUGCCAAUAUGGUUGGCAAGGCUUGUAUUGUGAUAAAUGCAUUCCUCACCCAGGAUGUGUCCAUGGAACAUGCAUUGGACCAUGGCAGUGUCUCUGUGAAACUAACUGGGGUGGGCAGCUGUGCAACAAAGAUUUAAAUUACUGUGGAACACACCAACCUUGUCUGAAUGAUGGAACGUGCAGCAACACCGGUCCUGACAAAUACCAUUGUACUUGCUCUGAUGGUUAUUCUGGACAAAACUGUGAAAUAGCUGAACAUGCCUGUAUCUCUGACCCCUGUCAUCAUGGGGGAAGCUGUUCUGAAACUGCCGUGGGGUUUGAAUGCCUCUGUGCUCCUGGUUGGACAGGCCCAACUUGCAACGUCGAUAUCAAUGACUGUGCUCCGAACCCUUGUGCCCAUGGUGGCACAUGCCAGGAUUUGGUCGAUGGCUUCAAAUGUGUUUGCCCGCAACAAUGGACUGGCAAAACGUGCCAGCUAGAUGCCAAUGAAUGUGAGGGAAAGCCUUGUGUCAAUGCCAACUCCUGUCGCAACCUGAUUGGUGACUACUACUGUGAUUGCAUGCCUGGAUGGAGUGGGAAAAAUUGUGAUUUGGAUGUUAAUGAUUGCCACGGGCAGUGUCAAAACGGGGGAACCUGCAAGGAUUUAGUUAAUGGUUACCGCUGUAGCUGCCUGCCUGGUUUUACUGGCGACGACUGUGAGAAGGACAUCGAUGAAUGUGAAAGUAGCCCAUGUCUCAAUGGGGGUCACUGCCAGGAUGAGGUCAAUGGAUUUCAAUGUCUGUGCCCUGCAGGGUUCUCAGGAAACCUGUGCCAGCUGGACAUUGAUUACUGUGAACCAAACCCAUGUCAGAACAGAGCUCAAUGCUUCAAUCUGGCCAACGAUUACUUCUGCAGCUGUCCUGAUGAUUAUGAAGGGAAAAAUUGUUCCCAUUUGAAAGACCACUGCCGUACGACUCCCUGUGAAGUUAUUGACAGCUGCACCGUUGGCAUAGCGUCCAACAGUACGCCUGCAGGGAUUCGCUACAUCUCCUCGAAUGUCUGUGGGCCUCAUGGGAAAUGCGAGAGUCAGGCAGGCGGAAAAUUCACUUGUGACUGCAAGGAGGGGUUCACAGGCACUUACUGCCAUGAAAAUAUUAAUGACUGUGAGAGCAAUCCUUGUAAAAAUGGUGGGACCUGCAUUGAUGGAGUCAACAUCUAUCAGUGUAUAUGCCGUGAAGGAUGGGAAGGUGUACUUUGCCAGAUCAAUAUUAAUGACUGCAGCAUAAACCCCUGCCAGAAUGGAGGCAAAUGCCAAGAUCUGGUGAAUGACUUCUACUGUGAAUGCAAGAAUGAUUGGAAAGGCAAGACAUGUCACUCUCGGGAUAGCCAAUGUGAUGAAGCCACGUGUAAUAAUGGCGGGACUUGUUACGAUGAAGGGGAUACAUUUAAGUGUAUGUGCCCUCUUGGUUGGGAAGGUGCCACAUGCAACAUAGCAAGAAACAGUAGCUGUUUGCCAAAUCCUUGUCAGCAUGGUGGAACUUGUGUGGUCAGUGGAGAUAGCUUCACGUGCGUCUGCAAGGAGGGUUGGGAAGGAUUCACGUGUUCACAGAACACAAAUGACUGCAGUCCUCACCCAUGUUACAACAGUGGCACGUGUGUGGAUGGUGAGAACUGGUAUCGAUGUGAAUGUGCCCCUGGCUUUGCUGGACCAGAUUGUCGGAUAAACAUUAAUGAGUGCCAGUCUUCACCCUGUGCGUAUGGGGCUACAUGUGUGGAUGAAAUUAAUGGCUAUCGCUGUAUCUGCCCUCCAGGUCGAAGUGGCAUAAGAUGUCAAGAAGUUACAGGGAGAGCUUGCAUUCUGAAAGAUAGCGUUGUGUCACAUGGAGCUAAGUGGGAAGAGGACUGCAAUGGAUGUCAUUGUCAUAACGGCAGAGUUACGUGCACAAAGAUGUGGUGUGGGCCUAAACUUUGCAGGAUUCAUGGGAAAGGCCGGGGCACUUGCCCUGCAUGGCAAACCUGUCUCCCUAUCCAGGAAGACCACUGCUUUGUUCCUCCGUGCGCAGGCUCGGGCGAAUGCUCAUCCACCCGGCUGCCAAUGAAGACCAAGUGCCAGCCCAACACUGAUUACCUGGACAGUACCUGCGCCAAAAUAACACUCGCCAUCAACAAAGAGAUGCUCCAACCGGGUGUUACCAUUGAACAAAUUUGCGUGGAACUGAGGCGCCUGCAGGUUUUGCGUAACCUCUCGGUGGAAUAUUCACUCUAUCUUGUUUGUGAGCAAACCCACUCUGCAGCAAAUGAAAUUAAUGUGGCAGUAUCAGUGGAAAAUUCGCUCCAGGAACCUAAUCUGAUCAAAGAUAUAACGGAGAAAAUCACAGACGUCGUCAGUAAACGUGAUGGGAACAAUACAAUUCUUGCGGCGAUCACUGAGGUUCGAGUCCAAACCUUGCAUGAACCCCUCAAACCAGGUAAGCUUCACAGCAGUUGGGAACUUGGGGGAGGGGGAUGUCAAUUCGAAAGUGACCAUCCAAAUGCUUAAAUGUACAGAGUUUCUGACAUGAGCCCUUUUUUUUUUGGUGGUCACUCGGCUCACAUGGCUGGAAUGCUGUGCAGUGAAGCCAACAGCAUGGGUUCAAUUCCUGCACUGGCUGAUGUUACCACAAAGGGUACUCCUUCUCAACACUUCCCCUCACCUGAAACAUGAUGGUCACCAUCCGUCUUCUCCCUGUGAGAGAGCAGCUCUAUGGGUCUGGUAGCACUGUGCCUCUUUCAGACAGUGUUUCAGAUUCCCAACACCCUCCAGCUAAAAAUAUUUUUCUCAACUUAGCCUUCCAUUUUAAAUCUUAUGUCCAUUCAGCUGAUGGAAGAAGUGCCUUCCUAUCUAUGCCCCUCAAUCUUGUUCACCUCGGCCCAUCAACGCUUCAAUCUUUGCUGCUCCAAGG
Molecule: messenger RNA, 3915 nt
Organism: Chiloscyllium plagiosum (whitespotted bambooshark)
Lineage: Eukaryota; Metazoa; Chordata; Chondrichthyes; Orectolobiformes; Hemiscylliidae
Source: RefSeq, a predicted model, not a curated record